Messenger RNA from Dimorphilus gyrociliatus, 715 nucleotides. The record is from the annotation of a GenBank genome assembly. Lineage: Eukaryota; Metazoa; Annelida; Polychaeta; Dinophilidae.
AUACUACUUCCGCUUUAAAAUGGCAGCCGCCUUGUGCAGUCGUGCUUUUUUUAAAUAUGCAUAUCCUACACAAAAUACAAUAUGUUUAAACAUAAUUUGUACUAGAAAAUUAUUUGGAAAGUCAAAAACAACUAAAGAAGAUGCUGAAAAAAUGUUAGAUGAUUUCGAUGCAACAAAACGAAAAUUAAUACCGGGACAUGACGGUCAAACAAUAAAAGAACGUUUAAAUACUUUAAGAGAAAAAGGAGGAUUAACAACUAAACGAGCUUAUAAGCCGCCUUCAAAUUACGAGGAACGGAUUGCAGAUAUAACGAAAAAAACUUGCCAAAAAGCCGACUAUAAAAGCGUCUCUUUGGAGGAUGCUUAUAUAAAAUAUAAACUCGUAUCGAGAUUUAUCGAAGAAUUUGAUCAUGAUGUUCCAGCAUCAAUUCUUACUGAAAUGAAAACUGUUGCGGAUUGCGUUGAGUAUUUUGGAAGAGAAGUUAAAAGAACAUCAGCACUAGAAGAUAUGAAGCAGCUAGACCUACCAAAGAAUUUAUCCAUAAUGUAUGAGUAUAAACGCUUCGAUCCAGAAACUGACACGUUUUUCGACGGAGUAACUGCAUUUCCUGGAAGGGACACAUACGUUAGAAGUUUAAAAUAUAAGCGAAAAUAUAAAAAUAUAAUAACAACUGAGAAGAAACCAGGUUACGCUAAUCAUUACUAUGGAUAUUAA